Messenger RNA from Passer domesticus (house sparrow), 3559 nucleotides. RefSeq names its product zinc finger protein 239-like. Gene Ontology annotation, molecular function: RNA polymerase II cis-regulatory region sequence-specific DNA binding; DNA-binding transcription factor activity, RNA polymerase II-specific. The record is from RefSeq and is a predicted model, not a curated record. NCBI's taxonomy places the organism in Eukaryota, Metazoa, Chordata, Aves, Passeriformes, Passeridae. The transcript has 4 exons. Gene Ontology annotation, biological process: regulation of transcription by RNA polymerase II. The coding region runs from base 9 to 1010 and encodes 333 amino acids.
UUUCUCAGAUGGAGGAGGAAGCUGUGAGGAAGAUGAAGAUGCCCUGGGACACCCAGGCAGACAAUGACCUGAGGAUGGAGACCAGUGAGGACAAAACCCCAUGGCACAACUUCGUAGCAGAGGCCAUUUUGAGAAGCUCCACAGCACAGGAAUACAACAGGGAAGAAAAGCCCCAGAGAUCCCACAGGAAGAGGGGCUGCAAACCCAGCCCAGGCUACUAUGAAAAGGAAAGACCCACCUUGAGCCAGGAAGGUGGACAGAGCUUCAGCCAGAGCUUGGAGCUGGUGGUCCAGGAGCAGCUUCCUGAUGGGGCUAAGCCCCACAAGUGCUUGGAGUGUGGGAAGAGCUUCAGGCAGAGCAGCACCCUGAUUAGCCACCAGAGGAUCCACACUGGGGAAUGGCCCUACAAGUGUGGGGAGUGUGGGAAGGGGUUCAGCUACAGAUCCACCCUUGUGACCCACCAACUCAUCCACACCGGGGAGAGGCCCUAUGAGUGCCCUCAAUGCCAGAAGAGGUUUCGGAUCAGCUCAGAUUUCCUCCUGCACCAGCGGAUUCACACCGAUGAGAGGCCCUUCUGCUGCCCAGAUUGUGGGAAGGGCUUCAAGCGCUACUCCCACCUCAUCAGGCUCAUCCACUCCGGGGAGAGGCCCUGUGAGUGCCCCCAGUGUGGGAAGAGGUUUCAGACCAGCUCCAAUCUCCGCCUGCAUGUACGGAUUCACACAGAUGAGAGGCCCUUCCGCUGCCCCGACUGUGGGAAGAGCUUCAAGCAGAAAUUCACCCUCGUCAGGCACCGGCGCAUCCACACUGGGGAGAGGCUCCACGAGUACCCCACAUAUGGGAAGAGCUUCACCCAGAGCUCUGACUUGACCAGCCAGGAGUCACCAGUAAGGAAUGUCCUGCCAGUGCCCCAACUGCAGGAAGAGAUUGAUGAACUGCUCCAGCUUCUUCCCCCAUUGGAGGACCCAUAUUGGAAAGAGCCCUGUGACCCAUGGUGGGAAGACAUCUGUUAAUUUUCCUGCCCCUGCCAAUGACGUGGUGUGAGAUUGAAGAACAUGAGGGUCUGGCCAUGGCCCUGUCAUCACAUUCACUUCCACCUCAGGUCAUUGCCAGGGGCAGGAAAGGGACUCUCUCUCUCUCUCUCUCCCUGAGUGUGGUAUUCACAUGCCUUCUGAACAUGUGAAUGUUUGAAGCUGUGAGACAAGCAGAGAAGAAGGAAAACAUAAUUAUUACCUCUCUUGCUGUGCCUGUGUUGUGCUAAAGUAGAAUGCAAUAUGGAGAUUGUUUACUGUUGUGUUGUGUUUUUCAGAUUCUUAAGCUAAGUUGUAUAUUGUAAGUUGGUUUGUUCCAUUCGCCCCUGUGGUUGUGUAAUGGUUCUACCCAGGUUGUCUCCUCCCCUGCAAUCCUUGUCAGUCUCCCUGUCCCCUCCCCUGUUACCCCAGUUAACAUUAUAUCCUUUGUUUUGUCGCACCCUGGUGCUUUGUCUGUCACUCAGCAACCCAUCCUCUCUAUCUAGAAGCUUCUCUUCUGGGCACCAAGUGAUUGGUUCAGCGGCUGGGGCCCUUCCCCUAGUCACUCCCCAUUGGUCCCAUAGCAGUGUCCUUCUUUCCUUUUCCACUCCCUCCUGCUCCUCUAUUGGUUGGAGGGCAGGCUCCACCCCUGUUGCCACCUCCCUUUAUAAGUUGCUGUAAGCCCUUUUCCCACUGUCUUCAGCUUCUGGACGCACCUGGACUUUUCAUCUCACUGCUCCUCCCAAUAACCCUGUUUCACCAGAAGUCGGAACCCGCUUUCUUCACUCCUGUUGGCAUUGGCCCAGAGUCCGUCAAGGCAUUCGUGCCUAAGGCUCUCUCCUUGCAAGCGCAAGUGAGGAGAGUGCCCCCCACACCUCGCUGUCACUCACAUGCUAAAAAGCUAGCCUGGGGCAGCCCUCAAGAUCUCCAUCUGGACCUGCUGUGGGAGUGACCUCUUGAAACCACCUGGCCGUGAAGCUUCCUCCAGUAGGAGAAGACCCAUCUCUGGUGGGUGGCACUCCUGGAGGCUCGAGGAGGCAGCUCCUGCACCCGAGGAGUCUUCCCCUGACAGGAACCACCCCCUUUGGUCUUUUGUUCACCUAACACUGGAUUUUUCCUGAGAGGGGGCCCGAGUUGAAGUGGUGUCGAAUUCUGCGCCUGACUCGACCACAGUGACCAUACGGAACCUCAUGGAGCCAGGGGUCAGUUGUGACAACGCGGGUCCAAGGACACCACGGUGACACUACGGAACCUCAUGGAACCAAGGGGCCACUGUGACACUCUGGUGCCUCAUGCAAUCAAGGAGAUCAUUGUGAAACUCGGGGCCCCAAGGAACCAAGGGUCCAUGGUGACCUUGUGGAUCCUGUAGUGUCACAGAGAAGCCAUUGUGACACAGCGAGGGGGCAUGGAGCCGAGGGGCCAUGGUGACACAUCAGGGCUUUGUGGGAGCAUGAGCCAUUGUGACGUUGCAAGGUCUCAUGGAAGCACGGGGCCAUUGUGACACUGCAGAAGCAGGGGGAACAUUCUGACACUCCAGGGCCUCAUGAAACCAAGGAAACCAUUGUGACACUCUGGGGUCCCACAAAACCAAGGGAACAGGGAACAGGUCUGGCUGGCUGGGCCUCCUGGGGACCACCUGACAAGUCCAGCUGACUUUGGCAUGUCGAGGGCUGCUUCUCAUCUGUCCCUGGAGCACUGGGGCUCUGGGCUUUCCUUCUUAUGAGAGAGAAGUGUCCUUCUCCUCCAAGGCCCCAUGGCCAAAAUUUGGAUUCCUUCUCCACAUUUCCUUAUAUGCAAAGGUUGUUUCCAGAUGAAAUCUGCCAGGAGUGACAGAUCUGGUUGCCUUGGCCAUCCAGGGGCCAUCUCUCAUCUGUCUUUGAAACACUGGGACCAUGUGCUUUUCUUUCUUAUGGGAAAAAAACAUCCAUCCCGACCAAGUACACAUGGCCAAAAUUGGGCAUCUGUCUCCAGCAUUCCCUAUAUCCAAGGAUAACUCUGAGACAAAAGCUGCCAGGAGUGACAAGUCUGGCUGGCCUUGGCUUCCUGAGGGCUGGCACUCAUCUGCCUCUGAAACACUGAGGCUCUGCGCUUUCUUUCUUCAUAGAAAGAACUAUUCCUGUCCACGUAUCCACAGCCAAAAUUGAGAUUGCACCUCCAAAAUGCUCUAUGUCCAAGGAUAGCCCCUAGACAAAAGCUGCCAGGAGAGACAGGUCUGGCUGUCUUGGCCUAAGGGUGGCUACCUCUCAUCAUCUUCCAGAACACUUGGACUUGGCACUUCUCUUUCCUGUAGGAGCAAAUCAUCCAUCUUGACCAGGUGCCCAUGGCCAAAACUGGGAUUCCACUUCCAAAAUUCUGUACAUCCAAGGAUUGCUCCCAAGUGAAAGUUGCCAGGACUGACAGGUCUGGCUGCCCUUGGCCUCUUGGGGACUGCUUUCCAAACACUGGGGCUCAGUGCUUUCCUUCCAAUGGAAAAGAACCAUCCUUCUUCUCAAGGUGUCCAUUGUCAAAUUAGAAAUUCUUCCUCCCAAAUUCCAUAUAUCCAAGGACUCCUC